This is a messenger RNA of Dermatophagoides farinae (American house dust mite), 2098 nucleotides long. Lineage: Eukaryota; Metazoa; Arthropoda; Arachnida; Sarcoptiformes; Pyroglyphidae. The record is from RefSeq and is a predicted model, not a curated record.
AAAAAAAUUGAAAAUGAAGCCAUCCAUUUUUAUUGGAAAAAUCUUUCAUAUAAAACGGCUAAGAAUAAAAUUCUGGUCAAUAAUUUAAGUGGUCAUCUUCAAAGUGGUUAUUUGACCGCCAUUCUUGGUCCAAGUGGAUCUGGGAAAACAACGUUAUUUGAAUGCUUAGCUAAACGUCGUAUAAAAGGUAUGACCGGACAAACAUGGGUAUCCAGUUCAAUUAGUGAUUUUAAAGAGGUUCGCAUCAUCUAUAAUCCACAAAAAGAUUUUCUAUUCUCUGUAUUAUCUAUACGUGAAAAUCUCAACUAUGCAUGUCAAUUACAACGUUAUUGUGGCCGUAAUAUUGAUAUACUUAAUGAUAAUACAAUCAAUGAUGAUGGUGAUGUUAAAUUAUUGGAUGCAUCGAAAUAUGAUUGCCAUAAAGUGGAAGAAAUUAUUGAUCAAUUAGGUCUUACACAAUGUGCUGAUGUACGUGUGAGUAAUUGCAGUGGUGGUCAAAAGAAACGUCUUUCGAUAGCAUUGGAAUUGAUAUUUUCACCUAACGUUUUGUUAUUGGAUGAACCGACUACAGGAUUAGAUUCUGUAUCAUCAUUACAGCUUGUACAGUUAUUGAAAACGAUGGUUAAAAAUAAUCCAAUCAUCAUCUGUGCUACAAUUCAUCAACCAUCGGCUAAAUUAUUUUCAUAUUUUGAUGAUCUUUAUGUUAUAUCAACAUUUGGUACAUGUAUCUAUCGUGGUCCAGGUAACCAGGUUCUGGAUCAUUUUCAAAGUUUUGGCCUUAAUUGUCCCGUCUUUCAUAACAUAUCAGAUUUUGUACUUGAAAUUGCUAGUGGCCUUUAUGGUGAUGAGAUCAUCUAUAAACUAACGGAUGCUGAAGCAUCACAAGAAUUGAUUGAUCAGAAUAAAUAUCAAGUAAAUGUUAAUGUUGAUCGAGCACUUUCGAAAGAAAUGGCAUUCGAUCAGAUACAAUCAUCAUGGGCAUUGUUUAAACGUUCAUCAUUGAUAUCGUAUCGUGAACCAUUCAACUAUGCUCUCAGAUCAUUUGGUCUAUUGAUGUUAAUGGCAGUACGGCUUGUAUUGAAAAAUCGGCAAUCCACAUUGAUCGAUAAUGAAUGUUUCAAUUCAACACGUUUUGCCAAGAAAUUCAUUGAAAUGGGAUCUAAUCCAGAAAACUAUAAAAUUACUGCAUUUCUAAGCCGUGACAUUAUAUUGUUAAUCACUUCGGUAAUGUUUACGGUUAUCAUUAGUUUGGUACCAUCAUUGAUGCUGUUUCCUCUUGAACUGUCAGUAUUCAUCAAAGAACAUUCCAACAAAUGGUACACACGAUGGUCAUAUUAUGUAUCGAAAUCAUUUUCGGAUAUACCACCAACAUUGAUAUUUCCAUUAAUAUAUGCAGUGUUUACUUGGUUUCUGGUUGAAUCACCACCCGGAAUCUGGCGUUUUUUCAUCUACAUUUCAUUGAUCAUUUCAACCAGUUUACUUGCCCAUAGUUUCGCUAUGGUCAUAUCAAUACAUUUUAUUAACAAUACGAUUGCUGCAUUAAUUUGUGGUGCAAUGUUAUUCGUACCGUUUUUCAUAUUUAGUGGUUUUGUUAUACCGGUCAACAAAUUGCCUUAUUAUGUACGGCCAUUUACUUAUCUAUCCGUUUAUAAGCUUUCAAUUGAAGCCGUUUUGAUUAUAUUCUAUGGAUUUGGUCGCUGUAAUCCGGAUCAUACAGGUUUAUCAUUAUCGGAUUUUACCAAAUAUUUUGGUGAUUCAAUUAUGAAUAUAACCACCUGUAUGGAACAAUUAACAUCAUUACCACCCGUUCAAUAUAUAAUUGAUGGUUUUAACAAUGAAAUCAAAACAAUUAAUCAAUCUAUCAUUUUGAGCCGUUUCGAUCUGGAUAAUAUUGAUUUAUUUAUCAAUUUUGGUUUUAUCAUUUCAUACAUAAUUAUAUUACGUGUAUUUGCAUAUGUCAUAUUAAUGUCGAAAAGUAUUGCCAAAUGAUUGAUAUUUACAAAAUUGAAUUUUUUUCCCGAAAGAAUUUCGAAAUGUUAUUCUGUCAUUCUGGUAAAUUGAUAUAUUGAGAUUUUAAAGAAUAAAAUUUUAUCACAAA